GCUACAUAUUCUGAGCUAUUCGAGCAGUGAAUUAAGUGAAGUCCACAGAAAAGUAAAGCGAGGAUCGAGCAACUGAUGGAUAACAUAAAUGAAAUUGCAUCGGAGGCUGCUCUGGCCAAUGCCGGCACUGAGCGCGUCUCCCAUUUCGCCUUUGGGCUGGACAACAGCCACGAGGGUGUACGUGAGCUGCCCCAUGGCCCCAUCUCCGUGGCCGUGGCCACGCGCACCUUCACCGACGAGGAGUUCGGCUACGCCAGCUUCCAGAGGAUUUUCGGUGAGGCCGAUGACGACCUGCUGUCAUCUCCACUGCAGAAUCUGAUGAUGCAGGAGGACGAAGAGCGCGCGCGCACGCUCAACACGCCCGAGCCGGCCCCAACAGCCCCCAAUACGCCCAUCAAUUUCGAUGUGGACAUGGACCACCAGCCGAUCCUGCCAGAGUUGCACAUGGAGCCGCAGCCAGUUGGCCUCGAUGGUGUGGAUGAUCAUUUCCAGGGAAUGAAUGACGGACACGAUUCUAUUCUCUUUACCAUAGCACAAAUCUCUCGCUUUAUGUAGGCCCCACACGGAGGGCACAAGUCGGAGGAGCAAGAAGGGGGAGUCCACAAAAUUUAGGCCAACUUUUAGAUGCGAAAAAUGUGAAGGAAAACCCUUUAAGGAGAGUUUGGGCAUUGCAAAAAUUGAAAGACAAAGUCACAAGCAAAUGAUUCAAUAAUAAUUUUAUAUUUAUUUAACUACAUAUUAUAUAC
Molecule: messenger RNA, 746 nt
Organism: Drosophila obscura
Lineage: Eukaryota; Metazoa; Arthropoda; Insecta; Diptera; Drosophilidae
Exons: 2
Coding region: 76-555 (159 amino acids)
Source: RefSeq, a predicted model, not a curated record